GCAACAAUUUCUGUUUUCUGAUGGUUUGUUUAGUGGAGGCCUUCAAGACGACGAGAAUUCAUUACUUUUAACUGAAAAUCUGAAGAAAAAAAACCUUAAGGGAAAGAAAGGAGGCUGAAAGUUCCAAAACUUGAAAAAAAGAUAUAAAGAUGAGAGGCUCGUGGGUGUUAUUUGGAAUUCUCGGAAUAUUUACUGUUUGCUCCGGAUUUUCAUUGGAUCGAUCAGUUCCAGUUGGUUGGGAGCAGGCAGCGCCUUUUGGAAAAAAUUGGAAUGGAAAAACUGAAGUUACGGGGAUGGAAAAAAUUAUCCAAGCUUCAGUGCCUACAAAAUCACUCGAACCUGAAGGCGAAACGCCAGAGGAUCAGUUCCGUGAAAAAAGAUCCGAGCAGAUGACCUCUGAAAAUUCGACCAAUCAGAAGUCAAAAAAGCUUGAAGAGUUUAAGGAUGACAUACAUUUUCCAAUAGAAGAAAAUUCGUCCAUUUUUCCUAAAGAGAGUGAAAUUGAAAAGCCUCGUAAUGCAGUGUUGAUGUUUAUCGACGAGUCGGGCCAGGAUCAUCAGGAACUCUGGAAAGGUUUACAAACUUCGAACAACUUUCCAGUUCAUGGGUUUUUGCAAAGCUGUCGAAAUGAAGAGUUAGGAUUUCCUCUGGAUGAAUCUUUAAUUUUUGGAAAGAAAUAUCACUGCGAAUGUGAACAUUUUUUGCGAGCCAAUAUGGCUUCUUUACUCUCUUGGGCUCAACGUGCGAAAGAGAUGACGACUGGAGCAGUUUCGGCCACGAACUUUUCGAUUCCUUCAGCUCUUGGAUACGAAUCGUCAAUUUUCAGACAUAAUUAUGAAGAGUCCGAAGAAAACAAAAUGAAAAUGUUAAAACCUCAAGUUCAUGAUGAAUGGCAUCUGAUAGAUGUAGAUAAAGAAGGAAUUUGUACUGUUUCCCCUUCAGUUUUUUCCACUCCUAAGCAAGAGGGAGAACAAAUGUGGGACGUUUUUAACACUUUUUCGAAAAUCCGUGUUGCAUUUUUCCGAAAUUUGCUUGAAUCUUUCCACAAGAAUGCAAUAAACACGGAAGACAAAUUUUCUACAAAAAAAACAACUCUGGAAUCAAGUUUAGUCGAAUUGAUAAGAGACACUGUAGAGAAGUUGAAAUCGAUUUCGAAUGAUAAAGGAUUUAUUAUGGUUGCUGUUGCUCCUGGAAACAAGAUUUCCCCUGCCAUCGAAAUUUUGCAAACAGAGAUUUCCCCAAAAGAUACUUUGUUAGUCGUGUCAGGAAUGUGUUCCCAGGAUAGAAAACUUGUUCCAUUUUUCGCUAAUGGACCUGGAUCAAAAUAUAUGUACGAAGCAAAAACAGUUUGGGAUUUAGUAUCUGCUGUUAGAAGAGUUGUAUCUGGUUGCCAAGGACUCUGGUGUAAAGUCGAAACUUUGGAUCCAAUUUGGGCCCCUGAUCACGAAUUUCACAGAAGAUUUGCACGGGAAAAAUUAAGCGAAAAAGUGGACCCAAGUUUAACUACUGUGAUACAAAAAAUUACAGAAACAGCUAAGGUUUCUGGUUCAUCAAUAGUGAAUACAAAAAAUUCGACUGUUAAUCAUAGUCAACAUAAUAUAAACGAAACCUCCCCUGAAAGUUUGGCUGAAAAAUUGACCGAAGAAUCGGACGAAAAAUCAACCGAAGAAUCGGUCGAAAACUCAACCGAAAAAUCGACUGAAAAAUCAAUCGGAAAACCGACUGAAAAAUCAACCGAAAACUUGAAUGAUGAAUUAAUGAAAAAAUCUGCUGAAAUAUUAACCGAAAAAUUGACUGAAGAAUCGCCCGAAAAAUCGACUGAAAAGUCGCCAGAAGAAUCGACUGAAAAAUCAACCGAAAAAUUGAAUGAAAAAUCAAUCGAAAAAUCGGCUGAAAAAUUAACCGAAAAAUUGACUCAAAAACCAACCGAAAAAUCGACUGAAAAGUCAACAGAAGAAUCGAUUGAAAAAUCGAAGGAAGCAACGACGCGAAAAUCGUCAAUAAAACCCGGAGAAAAAUUAAAAGAAAAUCCUAAGGAAAAUACGACCGGAAGUUCCAGUGAAAAUCCACAUAUUGAGAUUCAUAAUUUUGACAAAAAUCCCAAAUCUGAAAAUACGUCGAAUGUGGAGGUGGAACAAAUAAUAUUAUCCCAUUCAAGAGCUUCCGGAUUUUCGAUGGAAACUACCGCAAUUAUAGGUGCCGUAACAUCCUGGGCUGCUACGAUUUUUCUUGAUUUUUAUCCACCAGUUUUGCAGUUUUACUCGUGCGAUCUUUCCGCCCGCUUAUUUGAAGGAAUUGCGUGCCAGAUCCUCGGAAUCGCCUCGGUUGUUAUUUAUUCGAAACCACACACAAUCAAGAUGUUGCUAAUUCAUCCAACGGAAGAAAUGUCGAAGCAGAUUCGGGUGGAGCUGAACGAAAAUGUUGAAACUCGGGAUAAGGACGUGGAAACCAUCAAAGAGUGGCUGAAAAAACAACCGCAUCUACCGGAAUUCGAUGAUGACUAUAGGAUAAUGACGUUUCUCCGUGGCUGCAAAUUUUCUUUGGAAAAAUGUAAAAGGAAGCUAGAUAUGUAUUUUACAAUGCGAGCACUGGUUCCCGAAUUUUUUGCAAAUAGGGACAUUACCAGAUCGGAAAUGAAAGAAAUUUGCAGUAUUGUACAAGUACCCCCACUUCCAGGUCUCACCAAAAAUGGUCGCCGAGUGGUUCUGAUGCGGGGGAUCGACAAAAAUCUCCCAUCACCAAACGUGGCUGAGGCAAUGAAAUUAGUCUUAAUGAUUGGAGAUGUACGACUUAAGGAUGAAAUUGUUGGUGUAGCGGGUGAUGUUUACAUUUUGGACGCCAGCGUCGCGACACCAACACAUUAUGCUAAAUUCACUCCAGCGCUGGUGAAAAAAUUCCUAGUUUGUGUCCAGGAAGCGUAUCCUGUAAAAUUGAAGGAAGUUCAUGUCAUUAAUGUCAGCCCAUUGGUGGACACGAUAAUUAAUUUUGUGAAGCCUUUUCUCAAGGAAAAAAUUCGAAACAGAAUAUUUGUUCAUAGCACUAUGGAGACUCUUUAUGAGCAUAUUCAUCAGGAUAUGCUACCUUCGGAGUAUGGGGGCAAAGCUGGCCCUAUCCAAGCCAUUCAUGAUUCUUGGAUUAACAAGCUGGAGGAAUAUGGUCCAUGGUUUAAAGAACAAGAAUCAGUAAAAGCGAACGAAGCUCUGCGACCAGGAAAACCAAAAACUCACGACUCGUUUUUCGGACUUGAUGGAUCUUUUAGACAACUUUCAAUUGAUUAAAAAAUUAUAUAUAAUGAACAUGACAUUUUAAUUUCAUUGAAUGUGAAUCUCUGUGAGGUAGGAUUUGCAAAAAUUAGCUCAAUUUUGAUAUUACUUCUACGAGAAACUUUUUUUUAGAUAAAAUAAAAUUUUGAUAGUUGAUGUAGGGAUAUGUAAAAAACUAGUGCAAUAUUUGUAAGAAGGAAAUCAUUGAGAGAAAUUGAGUUUGUAAAUAAGGUUUUUGAGAGAAAAUGGGACGAGAAAUGUUGUACAACUGAAAAAUACAACAAGAAUUUCUUGAAGUGAAAAUAUGGAAAGUUUUGAAAUAAAUAAACAUAUGAUUUAAA
Molecule: messenger RNA, 3604 nt
Organism: Belonocnema kinseyi
Lineage: Eukaryota; Metazoa; Arthropoda; Insecta; Hymenoptera; Cynipidae
Exons: 17
Coding region: 150-3278 (1042 amino acids)
Cellular component (GO): membrane
Molecular function (GO): phosphatidylinositol bisphosphate binding
Source: RefSeq, a predicted model, not a curated record